CUCACGCAGGAGUAAUCAUGGUGAUUCUUCAUCAGUUUCCCCAGCAAUCUGCGUGAACCAUCCUCCGAAUCAGAGAGACAAGACGAGAGACGGGAGAAAGAGCUUGGAUGAUAAACAUAGGGAUCAUUAUCGUUCACUGAUGCGGGCAACCAUCAUCCCUCGGUGCUCCCGCGUUUGAUCAGCAUCUGGGUUGUACAGUGCCAUUGGCAGAGCGCUUUAAAAAUCCUCCUGGGGCAUUACUAAUCAUCGUCUGAGCGCAGAUAGAACACGGUGAACUAGUAUUUGAUUCAUCAACAUUUUAGAGUUGUUUUAAACAUCAGGUAUUGCCAUUUGAGGCCAGUGCACACAGAAACCGCUGAUGCCAUAUAGAUCUCCAUUCACACAUCUUACCGGGAUGCACUGCUGGUCGUUAAUCAUCCUCACUAUUGAUCAGGACGAUACUUACGUCAUCCACCCUCGCACUUCCAGAAAACGAGUCGCACAUCAUCCUUUAAGCAUACACCACCCGAAGUCGUCUACAUCAACACGACUCUGAAAUAACUGUGGUCUGACUAAAGACACUAGAUGGAGGAAGAGUGUGGUUUAUCUCCACACAAGUGAAGUGAUUUACGGAAAGGACUGACGUAAAGGGAUAAAAAACGAUGUAUUUAUCGUCUGCUUGCAGUGGUUUAUGAAAUUGGCGCCUCGACACAUCAGAUGUAAGAUUGCCGCUUCAUCGUGUGUCAUGGGAUAACAAGAAACCUCAGUUAUAGAAAGCUAGUCUCAUUCUGAAAACAAACUGACCUCGAUUAUGCUGAAUACUUCACGUCAUUUAUCUCCUUUACAAUACUUUCGGAUGUGGUGAGAGCAUUCGAAAUGAGAGCACUGUAUUCUUCCCGGAUCUACUUUCCAUGUGUGAUUGUUAUUCAUGAGAGUAGGGGCCAUUUCCCUACAUUAUGCGUUCUACCGAUUUUCAGAUGAAUACAAAUUGUAAUUUCGUAAUCUAAAACGAUUCUCUUCGAUUGCUAGGAGUUGUUAUUGAUUGCUUUCCUUCAUAUUCAUCAAUCUACCUAGAUAUGAUCGAAACCUGAUUAUGCUGAUUCCAUAUUCAACUUUAAGGUAUUACCAUGGUGCUUGAUGCAAUUUAAGUGCAGUAUUAGCAAUUACUUAACUGGAAUUUAUUUGUGAUUACUUGACCAGAAGCAAGGCCCCACUAUCCAUACUUCAAGUGCCAUCUCUUGUGUACGUCACUCACCGAUGUCAUUUUGCUCGCUGGAACAUAAUUUGAAAUUCUGAACUGAUUUGUAGGCAACCCACGCAAGAACUGUGUGUGAUUUUUUAUUCUUCACAAUAUCUUGCUUCGUAUCGCAGGAUACAUCGAUUCAUUCAAAAUAUUAUUCCGUGCCUUUGUAUUUUAGUCUGGAUUAUCUGCGGAAUAUAGGAAAUUUUCUUCCAAGUGGAAGCAACCAAGUUUAAAAAGUCAAGAUGGAAGGCAACGACGAAAGUAGCAAAGAUAGUCCGGGAACAUCCCGUGGCGAUGGAAGCAGCGGAUCGCAUGGUCCGAACAAAGCCCCGCGACAUGUGCCUUCAACGUCAAAGGAAAGUCCAGUCGUAGCUAGACGGAAGAUAACACGCCCACCACGUCUUGAGAGCGUGUCAGAGAGCGAGGUCAGCUCAAAUGUCGAAUCCCCAUCGUCAAGUUCAGAGUGGGGUGUCAGGUCCUACCUUCAUAAUUUCUACGAGCCCGAGAGAGGGAUGCGAAGCAAGGACGAUCUGUUCCUUGGGGCUGAUCACCAAUCCUCCAUGAAGGAUAGUCGCCAUGAUUCCUGCUCUACACAGUGUUGGAGAAGACGGUGUGCCUGUGCUGCACAUUGGUGGAAAGCGGGUGUCUUUGUCGGUGUGAAUAUUCUAAUCCUAGCGGUGCUUGCUCUGUUGAUUGGUUACCUGGUAAAACCCAGACAGGAUAUCGUGGACUAUCGGGCUGACGUCGCCGUGGUAGAUCAGGAGGACGCAGCAUUCAAUCGCAAACUCGAAGCAGCGAAACUCGCAGGGCUGAUCAUGCUAUGUGUUGGAGGAUUCAUUGUCGCUGUCUCCCUGCUGAUACCUAGUGUGCUAACCUCUGCGUCCGAGAGUGCCGGGCAUCCAAGCGGGAUAAAUAUUGAUCCUGAUGACAACUUCCCACCGUACUUGCCCUUGAAGACUACAGACGACCCCAUGGCCGAGGAUGGGAUACCUUAUACUUCCGAACUGUCCAACGUUCAACCGCAAAGGUCAGGGACAGAAUCAGUAGUAGCCGGUAAAGGAAUGAUUAAAGUUCAGGCCAGUUGAAACCUUGCUGUAUUGUGAGAGCUGAAACAGGCCUACAUGGCUAAAGAUUAAGUUAAGCUUAUAGUAAAGAAGUGUUGUCAUUACGAUGAAUCAUUGAAAUUGGUCAGAGAUUCCCAGAAUGUUCAAAACAUUCCUUUAAAGUAUAUUCUUCAUUUCAUUCUGAAUAGAAUUUCAUAUCUCAAAAUGAUCUGAAAAUGUGUACAAUCGCUUUUAUACAGUAUUACUUUUAAAACCAUUACGUAUUAUUGAAUUCAAAGUGUUUUAAAAUUGUUGGUAAUGUAUUUUGUCUUGUAAAAUGACUGGGGUUGAUUUAGCAAAACUUCGGAAACCUUUUGGAAGGAUCUUAAUCAGUUUCAGUUUAUGGUAACUCUCGUAGGAACUCGGCACGACAGCAUUUUGCUAGUAAACGCCAAGCUGGUAUAUAACAAAUUACCUCGGAAACAUUUUACAUCCAGGUUAAUCAGUCAGAUUGGUUGGCCUUGUAGACGACAGAUAUUACUCUGGGUCUUUUUAUCAAAGCGGAUAUAAUUGCAGAAUGGGGAUUUGAACUCACAACCUUGCGAUUAUGAGUUCAAUGCUCUAAUCACUUGACCACACGACCCGUGUCACUUAUUGAAGUAAGAUAUGUCGGCAUAUGCUUACGCCAGUUGUGACGUUUGGCUGAAUGCAAAACAAUGUCGAUGGUUUCCAGGAUUUUCUCUUAGCAGAGGCACACAGUGUUUUUUUUUAAAGUUUGUGCUU
This is a messenger RNA of Lytechinus variegatus (green sea urchin), 3048 nucleotides long. RefSeq lists its product as uncharacterized. The record is from RefSeq and is a predicted model, not a curated record. The transcript has 2 exons. Gene Ontology annotation, cellular component: transport vesicle; neuronal cell body; neuron projection. Lineage: Eukaryota; Metazoa; Echinodermata; Echinoidea; Temnopleuroida; Toxopneustidae. Gene Ontology annotation, biological process: nervous system development. Bases 1465 to 2307 code for a protein of 280 amino acids.